CAAAAGCCGGUUAGCUGGGCAAAACACACAAGGUUAAAUGCCCUAAUCUCGGUUCGCAGCCGCACUUCAUAUUAUUUUUCCCUACGCUUCGUCUUCAAUUCCACCGGAUGCCAAUCAAUCUCUGUCGACCCAGAGCUAAAGUCUAUCAGACUUGUCAUCUCUGUCGCCGCGCGUAUAGUAAGUUAAUGGGAGCGGGGCGAUUCUGGACUGGGAAGGCAUGGGAGAGGAUCUAUUUUGGGCCAUCUGCGGCGGCGUAAGUUUCUGAGUGAUACUGGCGUACGAAAUCGAACGAGAAGAACCAAUACAAUGUGUUCGGCGCUGAACCAAGCCAAUGCUUUGUACGAGUUCAUGACCCAAUACAUUAGCUUCAGCUCUAAACAGGCGUACCUGAAGUACAAAGAUAUGGACAUCGGCACCAACGAGAAGAACCAAUCCAAUGUGUUCGGCCCCAUGUACUUCCGUAACAACUUACAGGGUUAUUUGAUUGGUUUUUGCUUCGUUGAAUUGCUUGGUUUAUUUGUUUCGUGUAAUUGCUUGGCUGAAUCGCUGAUUCAUCCUUCCUAUCCUCACUCUAUUUCUGAAAACGAUGGAAAGUUGGAGGGAGUUUGGUCCAAAUGAACCGCUGCCAAAGCCCCAUAUAUCCUCACUGUUGUGCAUACCAUAUUUGCAAUCUGCUCUAUAUAUCUCGAGUGAGAGCUAGCAAUUAAUGUCCCACCCUUAGCAAUCACUUUGUGCAAGUGUUUGAGCUAUGUGGCGGGCUUGAUGGUUUUGUCAAAGCUAGAUAGAGCAAAGUAGCUGUCCUAGAACCACAUAGUUAAACCAUGAUCAGCAAACACCCACAUGAGUUCUUCGUUGUGUCAAAUUUGACAAUUCACUAUUUUGCAUUAAGGUGCAAGUGAGGGGAAUAAUCCAAAGUCAGUUGAUGUCUUCUAUACAUCCCGCAAGAAAGGUGAUAAGCUUCCAAGUAUAGAGAGAUCAGAGAAAUAUCUUCUUGUGAGCGUAUUGUAAUCGAGCUAGUCAACAAGGGUGAAAUGCAAUAGCUACGAGAUAAGCUUGCAGUGGUAGAGCGCACUCCAAAGGCAGAAGCACAGCUAAAAGAAGAAAUCCACGAGACAAUAAAAAAGACCUUUCACUUUCUAAUGUCGCGGUAGCACAAAAAGUUUUAAGUCUCGGGAUAAGGUUGUGUGUUCUGGAGGAGGAACAAAUCGUGAGGAAAUAAUUGGGCAACAACCUAGCAGAGAAAAGCUUCAAGCUAAGUUGAGUGCUACUAAAAACAGAAACAAUUUCUCGCCAAUCACAUGGAAACAAUUCAAGAAGAAAAACAUGGCAUUUAAGGAUCGUAUGGGUUCUGCUCAAAUGCAUAUCUUUCAAGAGAUAUUGAUGAAACAACUUAAUGUUUCCAUCCCUUCUUAGAGUGGAUCAUAAGGUGUUUAAAUAUGAGAAGUUGGAGCAGUGCCGUCGAAUGAUUACUUUGUGGCUUAGGGUUCACGUUUAUGUAUAGUUCUUCAGAUACAUAUGUUUGACAAUUAAGUAUGGGAUUUUUUUUGUUUUUGUUUAUGAGGAUGAUUACUAUUUUGUGUCAACUUAUUGUAAUUGUUAUAUGUAAAAUAUUAUUGAUUUAUUGAUCGUAGAAUUUAUUAAAAACUUAGUUGUUAUAUGUUGUUGAAUGUACAAGUAUUGAUUUUACAUGGGGUUUGAAACUUUGUAUGCAAGUUGGUUGUGGUUAUGAAAA
Cuscuta europaea is the source of this 1732-nucleotide messenger RNA. NCBI's taxonomy places the organism in Eukaryota, Viridiplantae, Streptophyta, Magnoliopsida, Solanales, Convolvulaceae. The record is from the annotation of a GenBank genome assembly.